GUUACCUUCCAGACCUGCUAUAUUUUGGAAAACAGAGCAAUAGUUUGUUCUACCAUUGGCCAUUUUGACUUCAGUUUCUCAUUUCCCCCUUUAAUAAAUUGUGAUUUGGCUUAAACCUUAACAACUUCCACUUUCUGGAUGAAGAUGCAUCUAUACUACUUAAACCAAAACAUAUUUUCCUCCGGGUAUAAAAAAGUAGCAAAUUUCAGUUCUUCCACCACCUGGCUCCCGACCCCAAGAGGAGUUAUUUGCUUCAGUCUCCACUGUGAACUGCCUCCUCUAUCAAAGCAUCUCAGACAUGCAGGGGGAAGAAACAUAUGACUCUCUUCAGUGGGAUAACCCAACACCAGACUCUUGCCAGAAGCACCUGUCAUCAACCAAAUGUCCAGGAACAUGGUGUCUUGUGACAGUGAUUUCAUGUAUUUUCUGCAUGGGCUCUUUGGCAACCUCCAUUUUCUUGGCCAUCAAAUUGUUCCAGAUAUCCACCAUUGUAAUGCAGCAGCAAGAAAAACUCAUCCAGCACGACAGAACACUGUUAAACUUGACACAAUGGAAGAGAAGCCAUGACCUUCAGGAGAAAUGUCUGCAAAACUUUAUGCAAAAUUCUUUUUCAGCCCAUAACUGCAGCCCUUGUCCAGAAAACUGGAUUCAGAAUGGAGAAAGUUGCUACCGUUUUGUUGAAAAUUGGAAAAUUUGGCACACCAGUAGAGAGGAUUGUUGGAAGGAGGGCUCCAAGCUUCUACAAAUAGACAGCAAAGAAGAAAUGGAGUUCAUCACUGGCACAUUGAAGACGACCAAAAGGGGCCAUGAUUAUUGGGUGGGACUGUCUCAGAACGGGCUCAGUGAGCCUUGGCUUUGGCAAGAUGGCUCUUCUCCCUCUCCUAACCUAGGAAGAAGAAAUUUGAAGGAUCUGGAAAGGCUUGUUUGAAGGUAGAACCAGCUACCUCCUUGUUGGGAGAAUCAUUUUGGAAUGGCAAUCCUAAUGAUCAUGAUUAUGCUAAUUACAAUCAUUUCGUGGCAAAGAGAUGUAAAGACACAUUGAAUAAACAUAGCAAAGAAUUUUUCUUUCCAGAAGUCCAUAUCAGUUCCUAACUUUUCUUUCUCAGGUUUUCUUGAAAUCAGAGUCCAUUUAAAAUUCAUGUUAGAACAUGCAGCUUGUGGGCUCCAUUCCAGAAUCUUCUGGAAUAAAAACCAGGAAACUAAACUUUUAAGAAGCAUAGCAGGAGUUUCUUAGACACAAGUAAGGUUAAUUAACAGGCUCAGAUCAAAGGUUUAUAAAAUUUAAAAGUAUUCUUUGAAUAUUUUCAACAAAAUGAAGCUUCCUUAAUCUUUGCCUAUAGGUAUCCCAUUGAAUAAUUUGUCAUUAAUAAUCUACCAAUUUGAAGGGCCUCUUGAACUCGCAUGCUUUGAAGACCCAUCUAGUAUUCCAGAAGAUAGCAUUGAAAGUGCCAUGUUUCAUUUUUGCAUGAUCUCUGUUAGUGGCACUCGGGAAUUAUUUUAGUUAAGUCAUUUUAGAUGUAACAUUAAUCAUCACUGUGGAUCCAAUUGUCAGAUUAUCAGUCCAGUUAUCAGUACUUUGAAGAAAUAAAUUUUGAGAAGGUGUGGAAAGAAGGAAUGCAUUUUGCAAAAUGUUACAGAGUUUCACUAUUGACCUUUAACUGGAAGGACUUUUUAAGUAUGUUGUUAAAAAUUUGUAUUGGACAGUUAAGGCAAUUACCAGAGAGUGAGAGAAACUGAGCUUGCCAAGCAAGGGUUUCAGUGUAGAUUUUAUCCUAUCAAACGAACCUAAGGGAACAAGUUACAGUUAAAAUUUGAAUGCCUUUUUCCAUAUCUGGUUGUUGCUGUUUACAUUCCUUUAUUGAGCCUAUGUUUUCAUAAGCUAUUUAGCAGGUAUGUGUUGAACAUUUAUGUUUCAUGGUCAAGACAGAAUCAGAGGUCAUGGAUACUGACAGUGAUUUGUCUGUUUUCUCCUGUCUAUUUCCAUGACUAUAUCUAUUGCCUCAUAUUGAUUGAUAAGCAGAACCUGGAAAGCCUACAAAAAUUAGUGUUCUGUCAUUUAUCUAGGAAUAAUACAGAAAAUGUUGCUGUUAUUUUUGGCAAAGAAAAUCAAUUUUGUACAAUUUAUUUCAAUCUAAAUAA
Messenger RNA from Choloepus didactylus (southern two-toed sloth), 2139 nucleotides. RefSeq names its product C-type lectin domain containing 9A (gene CLEC9A). Gene Ontology annotation, biological process: receptor-mediated endocytosis. The record is from RefSeq and is a predicted model, not a curated record. The transcript is spliced from 6 exons. The coding region runs from base 299 to 928 and encodes 209 amino acids. Gene Ontology annotation, cellular component: cell surface; membrane. Lineage: Eukaryota; Metazoa; Chordata; Mammalia; Pilosa; Megalonychidae.